This is a messenger RNA of Miscanthus lutarioriparius, 228 nucleotides long. NCBI's taxonomy places the organism in Eukaryota, Viridiplantae, Streptophyta, Magnoliopsida, Poales, Poaceae. The record is from the annotation of a GenBank genome assembly.
AUGGCGGAUGUGGAGCCGCCGUUCCGGCCGAGGGAGAAGCUGCUGGAGGUGCAGAGGUACUUCCAGAACGUCCACAAGCACACCUACUCGAAGGGCCGCUACGACGCCAUCACGUCCGUCGGCAUACCUCUCGCCCUGGCCGCCUCCAGCUUGUUCCUCAUCCAUCUUCUCUGCGCAGGGAAGAGGGGUCUACAACUCAUGUUCCGUGACAUCGGAAAGAAGGAAUGA